AUGUGGUUGGGUGCAGUGUUGCUUUUGGCGCUCGGCGCCACGGCGGGUGCGCAGGACCGGUCCGGGGAGCACGUCGCGCUCUGCGACUGCAAGAACGACGCGGAACUGGUCUCCUCCCAGAUGGCGUACUAUCUGGGGGUGCCCGACUCCACGCCCGUGGACGUCGCAACUGUUCCCAACACACCCAACGGACAGGCGAGGGUGUGGCCCAGCGCGACGACGUCGGCCUUGUUCACGCUCACCAACGUCACCUUUACGGCGAAGCUGGGCCCGCAGGUCGAGGUCGGCGCUUUUGCCGGCACGGGGAGCAACGGAUGGCCCUCGCCGUUCAACUGCUGGUUCACGCCGAGCCAGAAGUUGUAUGUAUACGACGGGUGGACGUGCGCCAUGGUUUACGACUGCUCGCAUGAUGCUGCAAAUUCUACCACGCCAUCCACGCCGUCUGGCGCACCAACAAGCAGGCCAACUCGCGCCCCAAACCAGCCGUCCGACUCCUCUGGCAUCUCUACCCCGGCCCUGAUAGGUGUCGCCGUGGGCUCGGGCGUGGUGGCGAUAAUAGUCAUUGGUGCCAUUGGCUUCGUGUGCGUGCAGCGUCGGCGGGCCCGCGACGCCACGAGGCAGAUGGAAGAGCGGCGGUCGCAGUCGCCCCCAAAGUCACCAUGCGGCGGCGUGUUCGAUGCCGAGGGCAGAUGGCACCAGACCAUCAAGCCCGGCCCGCCGCAGGAGAUGGACGGGCAGUACCGGGGUCUCGAGAUCCACGCCGGCCCGACUGGUGGCUACAGGGAGAUCGACUCGACGGCAGUCGCCGCCGAGGUUGCAGGGAAUCGGACCCAUGGCAGCUUUUAUCGAGGCUGA
Molecule: messenger RNA, 855 nt
Organism: Pyricularia oryzae 70-15
Lineage: Eukaryota; Fungi; Ascomycota; Sordariomycetes; Magnaporthales; Pyriculariaceae
Exons: 2
Coding region: 1-855 (284 amino acids)
Source: RefSeq, a predicted model, not a curated record